CUAGCCAUGGCCGAUUUUUACUACGCACCUAAAUCGAUAGAUUACCUAAUAAAGUUUUAAGUUAUAGACCUAGAUCUAGAUCUAGAUCUAGUAGAAGAAAUAAGAAAUCGAGUAGAGAUCUAGAUUAGAUCUAAUUACUGAGAGACUGUGUUCUGGCGUCAAUAACCCAAGACAUAGGCCUGGUUUUAUUUCUUCCUACUCCUGUCAACUGCGGCCAGCCUGUCUGUCGCACCAUGUUCACUGUGUGUGAUCAUACGGUGUGAACAGGAUGGCACCGAGGUGUGCAAUUUGGAUGUACACUUGUAUAGAGCGGGUGCAGAGUUGGCCAUGGGAGUUCUCUGACAGGAUCGAUACUAGUCUCUGCUCGCCUCCACCCAGCCGCUAACCGCGACACUGUGUCCCCCACUCGGCCACAGGUUUUUGUGGGGAAGUAGGCAGGGGCUGACUUCCUUUCCACUAUCGAUCACAUAUGUCACAAUAACGGCGUCGAUAACAGCGAUAAUAACACCUGACUGAUGAUCAACAAUAGGACAUUGUCUGCUAGCCGUCUGCUGGUAGUCGAAUGAACGAGAGCGCUGUGUGCGCGUGAGUCGGGAGUCUGGGUGAGUCAUUCUUCAACCGUGGGGUCACCGGCCCAGCAGGACACGCACGUUUCUUCAACCAACUGGGUCAGCGCGCGUCUCUGCUAGCUGAGACGGUCGCAGGAUUUGGGAUUAGCUGCUUGACCAAGACAGGCGGCUACCUGCAGACAGGUGUAGCCACAAGACACUUGGCUACCUGCCAGGAGGUGUAGCCACAGGCACUCGGGAGUAGCCGGGUGGCUACAUGAUGGGAUAACUGUGGUUCGGCUAGCUGGUUCCAAGUGUACGUCUUCGCUAGAAGGACAGACAGCCAUGGGGAUAUUCUAGAAGACUCUAGCACAGUUUUCCUGACCCGUGGUCGCCUGUUGCCAUGGAGACGUUAGAUGUAAACAGGUACAGGUUUGCCAACGUCAUCAGUGACAUCAACAAGGAGCUCCAGGACAGGGGCUACCUGACAGAAGAUGACACCAUCAGGGACAGCAUGGCUGUGGAGAUGACGUGUACUGUACCCAAAGCCAAGGCACAGCUCAGGCAACUUAUGUCAGAGAUGAGGGCGCAGAACUUUGAUGUCAUUGUGUUUGCCACAUACAGAACAGCCUGCAAGCUGAGGUUUAUACAGAAACAAACACACUUGUACCAAAUUGACAUCUGGAAUAUGAUCGAAGCGUUCAGAGAAAACCUGCUCCACACGGUUGAGCCAGUCAGUGAGAUUGAUGCCUCGCGUCUGGAGUCAGUCCUGCACACGGCCUUUUGUCAGUUGAACAAACGUCUGCCACAAGCCCAGUCAGUGCAUGUUGACAGAUGUGUCAGUCUGACCUUGAACUGGCUGAUGUCUGCCUACGACAGAGAGUCUACUGGUCAUAUACGAGCCUUUGCUGUGAAGGUUGCUCUUGCUCAUCUGUCCUCAGGAAAACUUAUAGACAAGCUUAGAUAUAUUUUCACUUUGAUUUCUGACUCAUCUGGUCACAUGAUCAGGUCACGAUUUGACGACUACCUGCGUGAUUUACUUCUACUGCCUGCUGCUGUGUAUGAGGGAACAUCAUUUAGGUACUCGGAAGAAGCUUCCAGAACAUUUUUUGAUUCAAACCCUGUAACUGUCAAUGACUUCCUGUCCGUCAUGAUGACCAUCCCAGGUCGCCAGUGUCUGAUGUGGUUACCUGCCCUCAACAGGAUGGCUCAUGUAGAGAAUGUGAUCCACCCUGUCCAGUGUGAGGCCUGCCACAGAGCUUCCAUCGCAGGAUUUCGCUACAAGUGUCGACGCUGCUGCAACUACAACUUGUGUCAGGAUUGUUUCUGGAGAGGGAAAACCUCUGGUAACCAUAGCAACGAUCAUGACAUGAAGGAGCACACAUCUUAUAGAUCAGGUUCCAAGCAAGUGGGGCGAGCCAUCAAGAAAUCGUUUGACUGUGUCCCAUCAAAAGUGGGAUCCCAGCUCCCACAUUUUCCUGACACUCCCCAGAAGACUUUGGAUCUCUCAUUUAUUGUGCCACCAACUCCUGUUGCCAUCCACAACGGUUUCAAGGACCAUUCCAGUACUCACUCCCUGGACCUAUGUUCCCUGCAUACCAGCACACAGCCUAGAAGCCUGAGGAAACUGACCACGAGCGCCGAGUCCUGUCGAGCCGAUGACGAGCAUCGCCUAAUUGCCCGUUACGCUGCACGCUUAGCUGCUGAUGAGAAUAAAGCUUCCAGGUCCACGGCCGAGCUCAACCUGAGUGUAGACACCAACCAGGCACAGAGGGAGCUGAUAGCCCAGCUGGAGGCCAAGAACAGAGAAAUCAUGCGUGAGAUCCAGAGAUUGAGGCUGGAGCAGGAGGCGUUUGUCCAGGAGGGUGGGGACACGUCCCAGUACAACCCCACCCUGUUGGCGGAGCUGCGGCUCCUGCGUCAGAGAAAAGACGAGCUGGAGGCCAGGAUGCAGGCACUGCAGGAGAGCCGCAAGGACCUGAUGGUGCAGCUGGAGACUUUGAUGAAGCUCUUGAAGAACCACCCAACGUCACCGAGGUCAACGCCCAACAGCUCUCCAAGAUCCCGCAGCGGUCUGUCACCAACAUUCACAGCAGCUCUGGCCAACCGGGCAGCCACCUCACCAGCUCCAUCUGCCAGUGCUGAGCUGAGCUUGACUGGACUGGGUGGUGACGUCCAGCAGGCUUUCACUGUCCAGACAACAUCAGGACCUGCACUGACCCGCACACUGCGCAAUGACCUUCUGAUGGCUGCAGACUCAGUCACCAACGCCAUGUCUUCAUUGGUCAAGGAGCUUCACUCUGACGAUGGAAGUGAAGAGGAAUAUGAUGAUGAUAGGCUAGAGGAAAAGUUCAAUGAGAUGAAGUUUGAUGAAGAGUUCAUGAGCAGGUCGGGGGCAACUGAAGAUGUUGACAUGAGUUCGUGGGGUCGGGACGACCUACACUGGAGGAUGCGACAGGAAGCUGAGUUUUUAGCUCAACUUCGAGCUCGGAGACAAAGAAGUAGCGCCAACUCCAGUCAAACAACUAGUGAUAACGAACAAGAUGGGUACCCUGGCACAGAUGAAGGAGAGUCUUUGACCAGAACAGAUGACGAGAGCUAUGUGGGGACAGACGACCUGGCCUCAUGUCAGGGGGAGCGACUUGAUGACAUCCAGAGUGUCAGUAUGAGAACAGACGAUGAAGGGGCGGAGUUGCCAGAGACUAUCCCAAAGGAGAUGACCAGCAGCAGAUACACAACAGACGAGGACAGUUUCCUACAAACUGACGACGAGUCUUUUAUCAGGACAGACGACGAGGAGGGUGGCAACACAGACUGGGAGGAAUCCACGCGCAGAUGGGUCAAUCGGUGACCUAGAACUCGUCAGAUUGGUCACCUUGUGACCUUUAACAUUGCCAGGAUGGCCUAUUCUAAGACAGGCCAGGUGCUGACCAAGAAAAUUUUCCAGAGUACAUUAAAAAUGUGUAGUACCAGCCCUCCUAGUAGACCUAUACAGCUUUGUUUGCUCACUGGUACUAUUUAUAGAAGCAAAUGCUUUAGACUUGAAAUAUCCAACUCAAAUUGUAACUCUUUUUAAAGAAAGUUUGAAAGUUUCUAAUUCUGCUUUUAAAUACAUUUUUACAUGUUACUUUUGUCAAAUCUGAAUGUAACUUUUGACAACUUUGAUUGCAAUUAACAUUUUAUGUUCAUAAAGUCUUGAUUAAGUAAAUUUGGAUAAAAAUUGUAACCAAAAAUAUAAAAGAUAGCAAACAGUUGAUUUGAUAUGCAAUGAAUCAAGUGUCAACUUUUGAUGAGAAUCAGCUGUUGUUUACAUCUGUGUAUCAGAUCAGUCUGGGUCUUGUGUUUACAUUUGAUUGUAGUAAUGGCCAACAGUUGGAUCUGGGUCAACAUGUACACAGUUCUCUACAUUGGAGGUGUUAUGUCAUGUACACAGUUUUAGUCUGUACAAGAGUAAGAUUGUGAACUUUUAAAGUAGCUCAGGUAAGAUUUAGCCUGAAUACAAACAGGGAUAUAGUGCAAUAAUCAGUUCACAUAUUCUUUUACCUGCUAUCAACAUACAUAUGGUGCAAUAAUUUUAAAAUGAGACCAGCACAUACAAAUAGACAUUGAACACUAGAAGUGGACCAUCUGCCUGUUUGUGACCUGGUUUGAUAUCUUACUCUUUAGAUGAGAGGAUGGCCCUCAGUAGAAUCACACAAUUUUUUUAGAUGAUUUUCAUUCUACCUCCUUGUUUGAUUGUGUACAGAAAGCUAGAUCCCACCUAACAUGUCACUCAUAGCUAGAUCCCACCUAAAAUCAUCCUCAUCCUAUCAAUAAUUAACUUAUUUAACAUACAAAAUUUCUGCAGUCUACUCUGCCUAACUAGAUAUUGUAAUUAAGAUAGGCGUAAAAUAGAUCACAGCUUUCUGGCCAGAUGUUCAAAAGAAAAGAUGUCUAUUUUAAUUUUCUGUAUUAAAGCAGACUUGAAUUCCAUUUUUUUUUAAAAACUGAACAGUUGGUCUGUCAUAAAAGAAUGAAUGUAUAGCAUAUCCCAGGUCAACCCCCCCCCCCCCCCCCCAUUGUGUGAAGUUUAUUAAUAGUCUCUUUAGUUCACACAGGUACUAGAUGGUGUAUGUACACAUUUGAUUCAAGUUUUAGAAAGUUGUCAUGAAUUAGUUUUGUAACUAAGUUUAUGCUAAGAGCCAUCAACAUUUAUUUAAUUGAUGCAGCUAAUUUUUUAUUUCAUAAGCCCAUGUAUUGUAAUUUUUUUUUUCUAUUUUUUAGUUUGUAUUACUUGCGACUUUUUAAACGUUUAACUAACCUGUACAUAGCGUGCCCAUGUUCUAGCAAGAUCUAGUCGUUGUACACUAGCUAAAAUGUGAUGAUUUGCUCAACAAGCCAAGCUCUAUAUAAACCUGUGAUGGCUUGUGUCUGGCUGUGAAAUUCAUUGUUUGUUUCUCAAUGUGGUUUAUUUCAUACCAAGUUUUUACCGCGGAGGAAAUUCUUAGUUUUAGCAUUGUGUUACUGAUCAGAGGAUUUUUCCUCACCAAUAAUUUUUUAAAUCAGGAAAUCAUAUUCUGUGUUGUGAUUCAUGUCCAUUCUUUUCAAAUGCCAUAAGGUUACUGGAUGUUUGGAAUCAUAUUUUGUUUUUAUGCUCACGUUUCAAACAAAAUGUGUAUUUAAUGAGACUAAGUUUUUAACUGCUGCUUUUAAAUUCAAGCAUGCACUAGCAUGGUAGAUUUCAUAAAUAUUUGGAGAUUAGCUUAGAUCAUUCAUGACUAUCACCCCAUACAUCCUAAGUAACUGCUUACCUACAAAUACUAUACCUUCAAACUUUAGGUUGCACAUUCCAUUUUCAGACAAACUUAUCUCUAUUUAUUCAACUGACAUCGCUAGAAAAUUCAGCAAAAAAUUAUUUCAAACGAGGAAUUUCUGAAUUUAAAUUUUCGCAUCAGGUUUUAUAAGAUAAAAAAAAAGACAAAAAGAAGACGGGAACUAUAUUUUCAGUUUUGGAUCAAUAAUUAUAGUUUGGAAACUGAUUUAAAAAUAAAAACCAUAUUUGUAUAUAUGACAAUACUUUACAUGUCGCUUAAAUGAGAAUCAGUUGUACCCAGUGUAUCUUGUGGACUGAUAUUGAUGUUGGCUAAUGCUCCUUCAGAUUUCUAUUUUUGACUAGUUUUUAUAAAAAAUGUCUACUUUCAAUUCUAUUCCCUUUAUUUGCCAGACAUUAGAACAAAUGAUCAGCACAAAAUAUUGUUAAAUAGUGCUAUUACACUAAUUUCAAGACAUGAAAAAACUACGUUGCUAUUUGAACAACCAUUUUUCCUGGCAAAAAUUGUGUCUCUUGACCUUCAGUGAUAUUUAUUUGCAAAUUAUUAUUACCAAGUGGAAAUAUCCAAUAAAAUAUUUGAACCUUG
Messenger RNA from Physella acuta, 5944 nucleotides. RefSeq names its product dystrobrevin beta. Gene Ontology annotation, molecular function: zinc ion binding. NCBI's taxonomy places the organism in Eukaryota, Metazoa, Mollusca, Gastropoda, Physidae. Gene Ontology annotation, biological process: synaptic signaling. The record is from RefSeq and is a predicted model, not a curated record. Gene Ontology annotation, cellular component: synapse; plasma membrane.